AUGCUCCAAGCACUCUACCUGUUGUCCUUUGCGGUCUUGUCAAGCGCCCUUGGGUAUCUGGAUUAUGGAAAGCUAUUCAGUACGAGCUUUGGAUAUCCUGGUGUCAAUGCCAGCUAUGAUUAUGUCAUAGUAGGGGGUGGUACAGCGGGUCUGACAUUGGCGACAACGCUGGCUCUGAAUGGCACUUAUUCAGUCGCUGUCGUGGAAGCUGGUAGCUUCUACGAACUCGACAAUGGCAACUACAGUCAGUAUCCGUCAGGUGUCAUUCGCUCUACAGACCCAGGCCCCAAUCUCAACGCCGUGAAUGGCCUCAUCGAUUGGAGGUUCUUGACAACGCCUCAAGUGGGAUUGCUCAACCGUACGGUUCAUUAUGCACGGGGGAAAUGUCUUGGAGGCUCCAGCGCCCGCAAUUACCUGCUAUAUCAAAGAGCAACUGUCGGUUGCUUCGAUAAGUGGGCCAAAGAACUAGGGGAUCCUUCGUACGAAUGGCAAAGUGUAUUGCCUUACUACCAGAAAUCGGCUCAUUACACGCCAGCCAACACCACUACCCGAGCUGCAAACUCUUCGCGUGGCACUGUGGACGAGACAGCAGUGUUUGGGAAAAAUGACGGACCUGUUCAAGUCACUCUGCCGAAAUAUGCUGCUUCAUGGUCAUCCUACUUCCCUUCUGGAUUUUCUGAACUUGGUUUGCCAGGGUUGGAAGGAACCAACAGUGGAGUCCUGAAUGGAUGGACCUACAUGACCAUGUCUGAAGAUGCAACAUAUCAGACACGAAGCUCUUCAGAAACCUCCUACCUCAAAUUGGCGUUGGAGCAAACUUCCCUUACUGUCUACAGUCAUGCUUUGGUGAACCGGAUUAUGUUUGAUGAUACCAAGACCGCAAGAGGCGUGUCGGUUGACAUCGCAGGCAUGAAGUUCAUGCUGAACGCAACCAAGGAGGUCAUCGUAUCGGCCGGUGCCUUUCAAUCGCCACAGCUUCUGAUGGUUUCUGUUAUUGGACCGGCAUCAACUCUAAGAGAUCAUAAUAUCCCUGUCAUUUCGAAUCUGUCUGGUGUUGGACAAAACAUGUGGGAUAACCCACGUCUCACUCUUUCUUUGGAAGUCAACCUGGAGACCGGCACGACAUUGACUAAUCAGCCCAAACGAGCUCGUGAAGAAACUGAAAAAUACAUCGUCAAUCGCACAGGGAUGCUAACCUCAACUGGUGCCGAUUUUGCUGGAUUCGUAAAGCUGUCCAACGAUUCUUACUCGAAUCUUUCUACAGAGACAAAGUCUUCUCUGGCAGAGACGUUCCCAUCAGAUUGGCCAGAGGCAGAGUUCUUUGCGUCCUCGAAUGGUGUUGCGGGCUUGGCUCACGAUGGCGCAGGCAUCUUCAUUGGACUUCUCGCCACAUUCAGUCGUGGCAGCGUGGCUAUCAGAUCGUCAGACAUGGCCGACGCACCUGUGAUCAAUCCUGCAUGGCUGACUGACAAACGCGAUCAAGACCUCGCAGUUGCUGCAUUCAAAUACGCUCGUCGUCUUGCCAACACCACAUCCUUGCGUAGGGUCAUUGUUGGCGAAGAAGUUGCGCCAGGGCCUGCCGUCCAAUCUGAUGCACAGAUCCUUGAGUACAUGAAGAACACCACGGUCACUUAUUACCAUGCAUCCUCAACUUGCAAGAUGGGAAUGCAGAAUGACAGUACAGCCGUGGUAGACAAAGACGGAAAGGUCUUCGGCGUCAAGAAUCUGAGAGUUGUGGAUGUUAGUGCCUUGCCCCUGCUGCCACCUGGACAGCCGCAGGGUACUGUAUACAUGUUGGCGGAAAAGAUUACUGAUAGAAUACUAGAGGAGGCUUGA
Messenger RNA from Aureobasidium melanogenum CBS 110374, 1836 nucleotides. Its product is annotated as putative GMC oxidoreductase. The record is from RefSeq and is a predicted model, not a curated record. Gene Ontology annotation, biological process: secondary metabolite biosynthetic process. Lineage: Eukaryota; Fungi; Ascomycota; Dothideomycetes; Dothideales; Saccotheciaceae. The coding region runs from base 1 to 1836 and encodes 611 amino acids. The transcript has a single exon. Gene Ontology annotation, molecular function: oxidoreductase activity, acting on CH-OH group of donors; flavin adenine dinucleotide binding.